Trichophyton benhamiae CBS 112371 is the source of this 204-nucleotide messenger RNA. RefSeq lists its product as uncharacterized. The coding region runs from base 1 to 204 and encodes 67 amino acids. Lineage: Eukaryota; Fungi; Ascomycota; Eurotiomycetes; Onygenales; Arthrodermataceae. The record is from RefSeq and is a predicted model, not a curated record. The transcript has a single exon.
AUGAAGAGCAGUGGCCUCUCAUUCGAUAUUCUCAGAAAUAAGAUCAACAGGGCUGCUGUGAGAAGACUCACUGCCGUGGGACCUAGCAAGCGCAGGAACAAGCAUAUUACAGCGGCUGACAUCGACAUCCUAGAGAAGAUCAAAGAAAAUACCCCUGUCUCAUACCGGCUCUUUGUUGCUGUCUUUUUCUCCUUCAACCGCUGA